AUGCCGGUGGUGCUGGGGGCUCACGGCAUUUUCGGCGGUGGCGGCGGCCAAGUCACCGCCGGGGACGGGGGUGAGGCGGCGGGGCCGGUUCCGGGGCUGACCCGGUUCCGGCUCCGACCCGGUUCCGGUUCCGGCAGCCCUUGCCAGCAGCGCCUCUCCUACACGACGCUGAGCGACCUGGCGCUGGCGUUGCUGGACGGCACCGUCUUCGAGAUCGUGCAGGGCCUGCUGGAGAUCCAGCACCUCACCGAGAAGAACCUCUACAGCCAGCGCCUGCAGCUGCACAGCGAGCACCGCGGGCUGAAGCAGGAGCUCUUCCACCGGCACAAGGAGGCACAGCAGUGCUGCAGACCCCACAACCUGCCGCUCCUCCGGGCCGCCCAGCAGCGGGAGAUGGAGGCUGUCGAGCAACGAAUUCGAGAGGAACAGCGAAUGAUGGAUGAGAAGAUAGUCUUGGAACUGGACCAAAAAGUGAUAGACCAACAGAGCACUCUGGAGAAGGCCGGGGUGUCUGGCUUCUACAUCACCACCAACCCACAGGAGCUGACUUUACAGAUGAAUUUGCUGGAACUCAUUCGGAAGUUACAACAGAAGGAGUCUGAGUCCGAGAAGGCUUUUUCCUGAAUAAGCAAAUCUGCCAUUUACUUUCCAGAGUUUUCUUCUGACUUCCCUCUAAAGAAUAGGUUGUUAAUGCAUUUGCUUUAUAUUGUGUCAGGAAGAGGCUACUGGCUGUAGAAGAAAUAGCUGAGGCCCUUAGAUAACCUUAGAGCUGAGGCAAGCAGACCCCCAGAGCAGGGGGGUGGUUGGGGAGCAUCAAACUGCCUCUGCAGUCCUCAGAGCAAGAUGCCUGCUGCACAUCUCGCUAAGAUGAGAGACAGUGGAGGGUGUUAAUCUGCCACAUCCAGCGUGCAGCAUCGGUGAGGCCAUUUACUAAGUCAAGGGAGACUGGGCCAGGCACUGAGGCAGCAAACCCAGCCCAUCUGAAUAUGGGUUACCCCUGUGUUUAGGUGAAUCAAGCUGAAUGGGUGAGCAGUGUGAUCUCCAAAUUGCAAUCUCCUCUUCCGAUUUGAGGAGGAGGAGCAAGUGUCUCUGGUAGGGAAUGGGAGAGGUGAGUAGCUGCCAUAUCGGACAAGGAAGCAAAGUGGACUCGUCAUCUGGUGCUGCCUGGCCAUGGCAGAUGGUUGGCAGCUGGGGAAAAAAGUCCAAGGUUUAUCUACAGGAAGAUCCUUCUGUGUGUGCUGAGGCAGAAACAGCCUCUUAAACAGGCAGACCCUUCCCAGAGGGACUUCUAGGCAGGUAUCAGCAUCGGCUUUAUUAAAGGAGGAUUUCAGGCCUCUGCCCAACAUUGCUGGACAGUGACAUUCGCAGUGU
Messenger RNA from Haliaeetus leucocephalus (bald eagle), 1371 nucleotides. RefSeq names its product DiGeorge syndrome critical region gene 6-like (gene DGCR6L). Bases 1 to 624 code for a protein of 207 amino acids. The transcript is spliced from 5 exons. Lineage: Eukaryota; Metazoa; Chordata; Aves; Accipitriformes; Accipitridae. The record is from RefSeq and is a predicted model, not a curated record.